UGCAUUAAUCUUUCCUCAGUCUUCUUCUUUUGUCUCUACCAAGAAGAUAUUUUUCUCUCUUCUUCCAAAUCCCAACGCGAACCUUCUUCUCUCCUCCUCUCUUUCAUUCAAAGCUCUAAACUUUCUCCAGUAUCUUUAUCUUUAUAUGUGAUUUGAUCCAAGUAAAGGAGAAGAUGGAUCCAACGGCGGCGGCGACGGCGGUGAUGCCGAUCGAUUUACCGAUUAUGCACGACAGCGAUCGCUACGACUUCGUGAAAGACAUAGGGUCUGGUAACUUCGGAGUGGCUCGUCUGAUGACUGAUAGAGUAACGAAUGAGCUUGUUGCUGUUAAGUACAUCGAGAGAGGAAACAAGAUUGAUGAGAAUGUUCAGAGGGAGAUUAUUAACCACAGGUCCUUGAGGCAUCCUAAUAUCGUCAGGUUUAAAGAGGUGAUUUUGACGCCUAGCCAUCUGGCUAUUGUGAUGGAGUAUGCUUCUGGUGGUGAGCUUUAUGACCGGAUUUGUAACGCUGGGAGGUUUAGUGAGGAUGAGGCUCGGUUCUUCUUUCAGCAGCUUAUCUCUGGAGUUAAUUAUUGUCAUUCAAUGCAAAUAUGUCAUCGAGACUUGAAGCUGGAGAAUACAUUGUUAGAUGGAAGUCCUGCCCCUCGUUUGAAAAUAUGUGAUUUUGGUUAUUCCAAGUCUUCUGUUCUUCAUUCGCAACCCAAGUCAACUGUUGGUACUCCUGCUUACAUCGCACCAGAGAUUCUUCUUCGUCAGGAAUAUGAUGGCAAGAUGGCAGAUGUAUGGUCAUGCGGUGUAACCUUAUACGUAAUGUUGGUUGGAGCAUAUCCAUUUGAGGAUCCAGACCAGCCUAGAGAUUAUCGAAAGACUAUACAAAGAAUCCUUAGUGUCACAUACUCCAUCCCUGAGGAUUUACAACUCUCACCAGGAUGUCGCCAUCUAAUAUCCAGGAUCUUCGUGGCUGAUCCUGCAACAAGAAUAAGUAUGCAGGAGAUCAAAACCCAUGAAUGGUUCUUGAAGAACCUUCCUGGUGAUUUGAUGGAUGAGGGUAGUCAGUUUCAAGAGCCGGAGCAGCCGAUGCAGAGUCUUGACACUAUAAUGCAGAUCAUCUCAGAGGCUACUAUUCCAGCUGUUGGAAACCGUUGCCUUGAUGAUUUAAUGGAUGAUAAUCUUGAUUUUGAUGAUGAUGAUGACAUGGAUGAGUUUGAUUCAGAAUCUGACAUUGAUGUUGACAGUAGCGGAGAGAUAGUUUAUGCUCUAUCUGAGAGGUAGUGAGGGGGCAAAGUAUGUUUUGUCCCUACUGUUCUGACGAGUUUUGUCUUGCCUUCCUCUCCCGUUGUACAUUUUUGUAUCGUUUGUUGUUUUUUUCUCUACAAACUUUGGACUCGCAUACGUGUGUAAUAUAUUUAUAAAAUUUAUAUUUUAUGGUAAAACUUUAUAAUGGA
Molecule: messenger RNA, 1444 nt
Organism: Eruca vesicaria subsp. sativa (arugula)
Lineage: Eukaryota; Viridiplantae; Streptophyta; Magnoliopsida; Brassicales; Brassicaceae
Source: the annotation of a GenBank genome assembly